AUGAAGGUCCCGAGGCCCGGCGAGAGGAUGCGGUCGCACCCGCUGUACCGCAGGAAGCUCAAGUCCAAGGUGGUGUUCGACGACCAGCGACCGGGUUGGGACUCCACGAGCCGGGAUCUGACCAAGUACAAGCUCACCGACGAGCAGGUCGAGGCGCGUCGCAAGCAAUUCGUCAGCAAGAACCUCGCGGCGGCUAAAGAGGAGCUCCGCGCGCGUGAGGACCCGACGACGCUCGUCGUCCACCCCUGGAACCCGCCCCAUCGCUCCCCGAUCCACCCGGCCAAAUCCUUCGGCCGGAUCGUGGACAAGGCGAACGGCGGCGACGGGCCGCGAGCGGACGAGUCGCCGUCCCCGCCCAAGGUUCGCGGCCGGAACAUGGCCGCGAGAGGCGGGGGGCUCGGCCCGGUGCGCUUCUCCCCGAUGAAAACCUCCGGCGGGCAGCACACGCGCGCGUCGCUGGAUCGAACGUUCGAGUCCGUCCCGGGAACGAAUCCGUCGACGAACUCGUCCCCGGCUAAACCCGCCGAACCUCACCCGCCACGGCCGACGCCCUUAUCCCACGAGGCCGAGACUUCCGGGUCCGCGAGACGGCUGGGGGAACCCCCUACGCAGCACAACCCGCGCGCCGAGGUUCCCUUCGCCAAGGCCAAGAGCCCGAUCACGAAGACGCAAAAACUAGACGCGGCGAGCCGAACGAAGAAGGCGACGGACCGGGCGCGUUCGUUGGGGUUUCGACCCACUCGCGCGCCCGAGGCGUUCACGAACCCCAACGGGACGGGUAAACCGACCACGACGGACCGCGGCGCCCCCACGUCGUCCGGUCCCACGGUGCCGUUCGAGGAGGAGGUUGAGAGGUUCCGCGUGGCGCGGCUGCGUCGCAAGAUGGAACAUUCCUUCGAGGAGGACAAAUACGACGACGACGAGGCGUUCGACGAGGAGGAGGCGCCCGUGGCGUCCGAUUCCCCGCGCAGGAUCCACGUGCGGGACGAGGACGACGCGUACGAUCCAGACGUCGACCCGUUCGGAUCGGGCGUUCGCGCCAGGGACGCCGAGGACCCCAUCCAAGCCGUCCGCGACGCGAGGAUCGAGCUUCGCGCGAUGCAACAGUUGCGAGAGGCGGCCACACGGACGGGGAAUGAGAACCAUAAGAACCGGGUCGGGUGGAGCGACGGUUGGAUGGCGGGCACGUCCACCGCGGACGUCCGCGCGAGGCAGCACGAGCUGAUGGCGGCGCAGGAGGCCAUCAAGCGGCAGUUCGGGGAGCAGACGGAGGGAGGAUCGCCGGGCUCGGCGGAUGCGGCGCCCGUCUCUCCGGAACCUCCGUCGACGGAUGGGGCGGUCCGCCGCGCCGCCGCCGCGGCGGCGAACAUGACGCCGAUGCACCUUCGCGAGGAGGACGCGCAGGAGAUGGCCAGGAUCCUGCGCGUUCCCCCGAUGCCGACGCCGCGCGCGUUCAGGCCGGAUUUAAAACCAGAAUCGGGCACGCCUCUAAAGUGGGGCACGCCUGCGCCCACUAAGGUUCCUCCCAACUUUAAGCCCAACGACUGGAUGACCAAGACGGCGAACGACACUUUCCAGUUCCCUCCGCCGCCGCCCGAAGAGCGCGGGUUGAUGACGUACGCGGCGAUGAGGGACGCGCAGGUGGCGGCGUUUGCGGAACACGCCGUUCGACGGUCGAUCGAGGCUGAAAAUUUGGGCCCGGCGGCGGUUGAUUCGGGGACCGUACAUACCAACACCCCGGCCAAGCCCGGGCGUAAGGUGUUGGCGGAGGUUGGCCUCGGCGUCCACCAAGGGUUUCCCGAGCCCAUCAAACCGUCCACGACGCCGGCGAAGUUGCCCUUUGAGACUAUGUACGGCGACGACGUGGACGGCGUCGCCAGGCGGCACGUGGAGGAUGCGUUUGUUCGGUUAUCAGUCGGUGACGAGAACUUCGCGGCGCUCAGGGCGCGGGAGACGGAGGCGACACGCGCGGGGCCCGGGGUUGGAGCGAGCAGCGCGAGGUUCGGGGCGACGACCAUGCCGGACGCGCUGAGCGCGCUGUCCAGGGACGGCGACGUCCGAAGGUCCUUCUCCAACGACGAACGCCUGCAGUUCGGGUUGCGCGACGAGGCGCUGGCGAUGAAACGGCUCGAGGCGAUGAAAACGGCCGCGCUCAAGGGCGUGGACGCCAACAUGGCGGCCACGUUCCCGGGGAUUCGCCAAUCCCUCGAGGCGGAGGGAAGGAUCGAGGCGGGGGAUGCGACGGGGGAGUUUGUUCGGGUCCCGCGAGACGCCGGGGGCCUAAGCGGGAAAGGUUUCGGCGGCUUCGUGCGCGUCGGCGCGCCGCCCACGUCGUCGGGGAGGACGCCGCCCGCGUGGGUGCGGGUGACGGACGCGGCGAAGGCGGAGGAGGCGGCGACGGGGGGUGGUGGCGUGCCGGUGCCCUGGUUCGCGGCGCGCAAGUGA
Molecule: messenger RNA, 2445 nt
Organism: Micromonas commoda
Lineage: Eukaryota; Viridiplantae; Chlorophyta; Mamiellophyceae; Mamiellales; Mamiellaceae
Exons: 2
Coding region: 1-2445 (814 amino acids)
Source: RefSeq, a predicted model, not a curated record